Molecule: messenger RNA, 1068 nt
Organism: Pterocles gutturalis (yellow-throated sandgrouse)
Lineage: Eukaryota; Metazoa; Chordata; Aves; Pterocliformes; Pteroclidae
Gene: CCDC89
Product: coiled-coil domain containing 89
Exons: 1
Coding region: 1-1068 (355 amino acids)
Source: RefSeq, a predicted model, not a curated record
AUGGCUCAGGAGGAAAGAGAGGCAGGGAUGGCCAACCCCACAAGUGAUCCAGAGAUGGGCAAAGACAUGGAAGAUCUGAGAAAAGGCUUGGAGGAAAUCUGUGAGACCCCUGAUGAGGAGAAGACUGAGGAGGCUCUGCUACGUUCACGCCUAGAACAACAGCAUCACCUUAUCUGUACGUUAAAGAAGAAAGCAGAUGAUGCACGCAAAUGCUGCAAAAGCCUGGAGCAGCUCAACAUGGAGCUGGAGAAAAUGAGGGCAGAGGAUGCUGUGAAAAUACAAACCCAGACCCAACGCAUCCAGCUUUUGGAGAAGCGCUUCACGGAUCUGGCUGACAACCAUGAAAAAAUGAUCCAGUUCAAGGAUGAACACAAGAAACGGUAUAUGCAGCUGUGGGAGGAGAAUAAGCGCCUGCGGCAGGAGAAUGAAGCACUCUCCAACCAGUCUGUGAGGGAGAAGGAAGCUGAAGUGCUCCAGCUCACUGCCCAGGCCAGAAGUCUCUCACGGCAGUUAGACUCCUUACAGGAAAAAUGUGCUUAUGAAAGCUGCAAAGCCCAGAAGCGAGAAAAGGAGCUGCUAGAAGCCCAGAAGGAGCAAGCAAGUGCCUAUGCCUGGGAAGUCGAUUCACUAAAAACCCAGCUGCACUGUCUACAGGAGAAGCACCAGCAAAUGGUGGCACAGGUGGAACAUGCAGAAAGUCAGCACAGGGCUCAGGGCAGCGAGCUGCAGGCCAAGCUGCAAAGGCUGAGUGAGGAGAAAGAGGAACUUCGGAACCUGGCCAUGGAGAGGGGCAAAGCUGUGCAAGAUAAGCAAUGGGAAAUUGAGCAGCUAGGGAAGAAGCUGGAGACUGCAGGAAAAGCCAGGCGGAGGGCAGGAAAGCGGCUUGUGAAAGAGGCAGCGGCGGUGGACAAAGAUCUGAAGGUCCAAGAGCUCCAACGACAGCUGGAAAGCAGCAAGCAGGCAUACAACGAACUCUCGCUGCAGUUUGAUGCUUACAGAAAGCACAGUAUGGAUUUACUGACUAAAGAAAAAGCGCUGAAUGACAAACUCCGUCAUUUUACUGCAUGA